GAGAAGAUUAUGUCACAUGGUGCAGCAGGGCACUAAUCAGCUGACAGGAAGGGUUAUACCUGCUUUCAAAACAUGAGGUUCCGGUUCUGUGGUGACUUAGAUUGCCCUGACUGGGUUUUGGCUGAAAUCAGUACCUUAUCCAGAAUAUCAUCAGUUAAGCUGAAGCUGAUCUGUGCCCAGGUACUAAAGAAACUACUUGGAGAACAAAUUGAUUAUGAGAAAAUCAUCAAACUGACAUCAGAUGCUCGAUUUGAAUCAGGGGACAUCAAGGCUACAGUUGCUGUUCUCUGCUUCAUUCUUUCAAGUGCAGCUAAGCAUAAUGUGAGCAGUGACAGUCUGUCAAGUGAGCUGCAGCAGCUGGGACUGCCCAGAGAACAUGCUGCCUCUCUGUGCCGAUCAUAUGAGGAGAAGCAAAAUGCACUGCAGGAGACACUUAGGGAAAGCAGCCUGCGCUUGACACGUAUAUCCUCAUUGAACUGGCGUGUAGAUCAGAUCCUUAGUUCCAGUAUUGUGAAGCAAGUGAAUGAACCCCUUGUGCACCUUAAUCUGAAUGUGACAGAUGCAGGAUGCAACCAACCUCUUACCAUGACUGUUUCUGCUUCCAAACUCCGUGUCCUUAUAACAGAACUGAAGCAGGCUCUUGAGAUGAUGAAUGCCCUGAAUUAAGACCAGAUCAGUGGCUCAGCCAGCUUUAUGGGUCACAGUCAACAGAUGGAGAAAAACUGCAGCAAGAAUGGCAUCAACAGGUGUACUUUUACUGGGCAGAGCAGAAUAUAUAGAGCAGCAUUUCAAAACAAGCUCAGUACAAAGUGAACUGUAGCAGACCCUGCAGUUAUGCCUUUCUUUUCAAAGGGACAUUAUACCUGCCAGUUAUGGCAGUUUUGAAAACCAUAUACAUUUCUCCUGUCUUUUUCAUAUGUAAAAUGCUUUGGUAAAACAAAACAGCAUUCUACCUUUUGUUAAAAACUUUCCCAACAUAGGCCAUCGUUUCAAUGUUCUUUGUAUGAGGUUACCUGGACGGAGCCAGCUAUUGCUGUUCUCCUUUAUGUACAUAGACAUACAUCAUGCAAGUAAACAGCACCCUGCCAACCCAAUACUCCAUAACCUUUCCCAAUAUAUUUUACUACAAAUAUAUAGACCACACUAGAAAUUAGUGCUUCAGAGCCUUAAUUGUGUCAGUGCACAUAGUUAUGAUGUCACCCAGGGUGACCGACAUUGUAGGGCAUACUAUUACUAUUUCUACGGAGUUCGUGUAAAUACAGUCUACAAGAACUGCAGCUGCAGCUCUCGGAAUUCUCGGUCUUAUCCCCUACUACAUUUGUGUUUUCAUCCUGAUGUUUCCUUUUUAUAAUGUUUUAAGCUUGUAUAUAUGUAUUUGAAUAUGAUGAUUUGCUGGUAUUAUUACAAUCAUAAACUGUCUAUUAAUUUCUGAA
Messenger RNA from Xenopus tropicalis (tropical clawed frog), 1433 nucleotides. RefSeq names its product COMM domain containing 4 (gene commd4). The record is from RefSeq and is marked provisional. Lineage: Eukaryota; Metazoa; Chordata; Amphibia; Anura; Pipidae.